Molecule: messenger RNA, 1290 nt
Organism: Colletotrichum lupini
Lineage: Eukaryota; Fungi; Ascomycota; Sordariomycetes; Glomerellales; Glomerellaceae
Exons: 13
Coding region: 1-1290 (429 amino acids)
Source: RefSeq, a predicted model, not a curated record
AUGGAGGACAGAAGAAACAUGGAUGGGCCCAGCGGCCGUGUGCCGUGCCACUCGACCCCGAAAAAGGCUCUGCGGCCCACAGACUUUGCCCAGUACGUACCUAUCAGUCUCCCCGGCGGUACGUCAGGUUCGACAGGUUGGGCGGGAGGCACCAGAUAUGCACGUAGCCUCAAUACGUACUGUAUCUCCUGCCGCCGCAGAGCACCUACCUCACGACUCUUCCUCGCUGUUUCUCCAUCUGUGGCCUUGGCCUGUGUGAGACCUGUGCACACACUCUCUCUCCCCGACUUUUAUCUUGCCACGACUCAUUCCCGCCCCCCGGCACCUUAUCCAGAGCUUAUCCAUCCUCAUAAUCACGCAUUUCCAUCGUACGGAGUCUUCGUAGAGAGCACCUACCUUUUUCUCUCGCCCACCUCAGCACCAGACCACCGCCCCUUCUCCCAAUUCAAUUCUCACGUCGCCUCGGUACCUCUCCCACCCGUGUACGCCCACACAUUACAGUGUCUAUCUUCCCCAUCCCUUGCGCUUGACGCCGCUGUCAGUCGGGUACCCUCGCACUGCUCCAAACGGCCUGCAUAUGCGAGAGAUGGCUGCAUCCUUCCUCCGCCUACCUUGCACGUACAUAUUGCGGUACAGCCUGGCUACGCACACAAUCUCUUUCUCUCUCUCUCUCUCUGCCUGAGACAGACGCAGACGCCCCCCUUCACUUGGUUGCUGUCGCAAUUCGACUCUCACACCUUGACCCCUGACGGAACCCCCUCCUCUCCUCUCCUCUCCGAGGACACCUCAGCCAUGAUCCCCCUCCAGCCUGGCGACGAUGGCGGCGGCGGCGACCGGAUCCCAUCGAGCUAUUUGCAGGUCCCAAGCAGAGCCCACAGGUGCACCCGCGUCAUGUGUGUAUCCUGUAUCUGCGGCUUGGUCCACACGCGCACGAGAGCACUACUUGUACACUACUGCGAGAGAAAAACAGCGUGCGUGCACCACCUGCUCAAACCGGUCCAACUGAAGAACUUCGUAUCGAGAAGCUUUUCCUGCUGGACUCAACCACCGAUCCGCCAUGAUCUCUGCAGAUUGCGGCUCGCCCACAGGUCCAUUCGGUACGGUGGUUUCGAAGAAGCCGACGAACCACCAUGCCCAUCCCAUCACGAUCAUCAGGCGCUGAAACCGAAGAUCUCAACCGGGGGAGGUGUGACGGGAGAAGACAGCAUGCCAGCCAGAACGCCAGCGACAGGAACACCAGCCCGCGCAAGAGAAGGUUGCGGCACGGAUGAAGUCACAUUGGCGUCCUGA